Messenger RNA from Acanthopagrus latus (yellowfin seabream), 2544 nucleotides. RefSeq names its product casein kinase 1, alpha 1 (gene csnk1a1). Gene Ontology annotation, molecular function: protein serine/threonine kinase activity; ATP binding. Gene Ontology annotation, cellular component: nucleus; cytoplasm. The record is from RefSeq and is a predicted model, not a curated record. Gene Ontology annotation, biological process: signal transduction; negative regulation of canonical Wnt signaling pathway; peptidyl-serine phosphorylation. The transcript has 11 exons. Lineage: Eukaryota; Metazoa; Chordata; Actinopteri; Spariformes; Sparidae. Bases 645 to 1742 code for a protein of 365 amino acids.
GAAACCAGCUGAGAGAAUAAAGGGUAGAGAAGACAAGAUGGCGGAGUGAGUGGGCUGCGCUUUGUACAGACGGUUGCGGCCCUUCAAGUUAGCAAAAAACGUUUUAAAGGACUUAAAAGGUCGAAGAGUAAGGAUACCAACGGAACUGCGAUCAAACAGGCAUUUUUUGCCCCUCAUCACCGAGGAGGUCCGCGCAUUUUUUUUCUUCCGCGGCGGUCCUUUUGACAACGUUAGCUUGAUGCUAACGUUAGCCGACAUUAGAUUUAGCGUUAAGUAAGUUAGCUGCUACUUCGAAGUAGCUGGGUGGUUACCGAAGGCCGUAAGCUUUUUCGGAUUUGGUUGUGGAUGUAUAUACGUUGAUACUGACACGCUAUUCAGUGAAGAGGUUUUAUUUUAACAAAGAUUCAUUCUAGCUGGUGGCCUAUGAAUCAAGCGAAUAGCGCCAGGAGAAAUCUUAAAAUAUAUAUAUAUAUAGAACUUGCUUGUUGCGUUGUUGUUAAUACCAUUCUUUGGAUAUACGAUUAGUCCAUAAAUACCCAUAUCAACAUCGACUGGACGUACAGGACUCUGUGUUCUGCUGUCACCCGGGCUGCCACACAGAAAUUUCUGAAGAGAAUCGGGAGGAGAUUGUCAUUUAGGACAUUAUGGCGAGCAGCAGUGGCUCCAAGGCCGAAUUCAUAGUCGGUGGAAAAUACAAGCUUGUCAGAAAAAUUGGAUCAGGAUCUUUCGGUGACAUAUAUCUGGCCAUCAACAUUACAAAUGGAGAGGAGGUAGCUGUAAAACUGGAAUCACAGAAAGCCAGACAUCCGCAGUUGUUAUACGAAAGCAAGCUGUACAAAAUCCUACAAGGUGGUGUCGGGAUUCCACACAUUAGGUGGUAUGGCCAAGAAAAGGACUACAAUGUCCUAGUCAUGGACCUGCUUGGACCCAGUCUGGAGGAUCUGUUCAACUUCUGCUCUCGCCGUUUCACGAUGAAGACAGUCCUUAUGCUGGCAGACCAGAUGAUCAGCAGAAUUGAAUAUGUACACACAAAGAACUUCAUCCACAGAGAUAUUAAACCAGACAACUUUCUCAUGGGCAUCGGCCGUCACUGUAAUAAGUGUUUAGACUCGUCAGUGGGGAAGAGGAAAAGAAGCUUGGCUGUUAGCUCUUCUCAGGACCCAUCUUUCUCAGGAUUAAACCAGUUGUUCCUUAUUGACUUUGGGUUGGCGAAGAAGUACCGAGACAACCGAACAAGACAGCACAUCCCCUACAGAGAAGACAAGAACCUGACUGGCACAGCACGCUAUGCCUCCAUCAAUGCGCACCUGGGCAUUGAACAGAGUCGCCGUGAUGACAUGGAGUCACUAGGCUACGUGCUGAUGUACUUCAACAGAACCAGUCUGCCGUGGCAGGGAUUAAAGGCUGCCACAAAGAAGCAGAAGUAUGAGAAGAUUUCAGAGAAGAAGAUGUCCACACCUGUUGAGGUCCUCUGCAAGGGUUUUCCAGCAGAGUUUGCCAUGUAUCUGAACUACUGCCGUGGCUUGCGUUUUGAAGAGGCUCCAGACUACAUGUACCUGCGCCAACUGUUCCGCAUCCUCUUCAGGACUCUGAACCACCAGUACGACUACACAUUUGACUGGACCAUGCUGAAACAGAAAGCAGCCCAGCAGGGGGCCUCCUCCGGGGGCCAGGGCCAGCAGGCACAAACCCCCACAGGCAAGCAAACUGACAAACCCAAGCCUAACAUGAAAGGUUUCUGAGUGGUCUCUGCCUAGAGCGGAGCUGCAGAAGUGUUGGUGACCAGGACCAACAAGUCUCUCUUCCUGGACAAACGACGAACAGAAAGUCUGUGUCUCUCCUUCCAUAAUAACUAUCUAUGUAAUGGAAAUGUAUAGAUUUACACACUGUGCUGUGUUAUCUAUAUAUUCAUAAUGUAUAUAUAAUAAAACUCUGCACUCCGAAAGAAAAGAAGAGUGAAAAAGAAGGUUUUUUGGAUGUGGAGGCUUUAGCCCCCUGCCCCACCCCAGACACACAUACACCCCUCCCCUCAUCCAUCCCUGUCUCUGUCCACCUUUCAAUGUUGACUUUUUGUAAGAUUUCUUUGGAAACUGAAGUUAAGAAGAUUGUCAGCUGACCCCCUGUUUUCUCUUGCAGUGGAAACAUCUCAAAGCAUCUCUUCCUGUCUUCACUCCUUCAUUAUUUCACUCCCUCACUUCUUUUACCACGCAAAUGUUAAAACAUAUAAACCUGAACUCUUUUCUCCUUUUUUUUUGUUUCUGAAAUAAUUGAAUGAUGCAACCCUGGAUGUUAUUUACUAAAAAAUCAAAAAAUGUUGGAUUGUUUCUUUUUUGUUUUCCUAUGGUGAUUAGGAGUUUGCCUGUUGACAAUAUAAGCAGCUCAUGGCAACAGUCAAUGAUAGAAUGAUACUCUGGCUCUCUCCCUCUGUCUUUAGAGCUCUGAAUCAUUAUUAUUAUUAUUAUUAUUAUUAUUAAAUCUGUUGUAAAACCUAUGGUCUUCUCCAAAAAUACCAAUAAAAACAUGACAUAACCUCCACGCACAAGU